GAGAGAGGGCGGAGGAGGAGGAGGAGGAAGGUCCAGAGAAGCAUGUGGAUUGAAGAGACCCGAAAGCGCACAUUUGAUCUUCUCUUCCGUGAUUAUUGACGCCGAUUAUCGUCGGCGAUUAUCGACUGCGUGACGUCAUCAGGAGCCUGGGCCGUUUCGCGUGUGUGAACGAUUUUUGAUUCUUUUGGACAUUUUCGUCUGUCGGAGCAGUUUCUGUUUUCUUGCUUUUUUUUUGUCGGAGAUCGCAGCUGAGAGGAUUUACAUCACACAGACUGCAUCGUUUCUACAUUUUAUUUGCCUUUGAACAAUAUUCGUAGAUUAAUCAAACGAAGUUUGUUUGGGAUUUACUCUUUGAUGUUUUCACUCCAAAGCAAAAAAACCUGAACUUUUUUUUUUUUUUUUUUUUUUAACCAAAGAAACUUGAAGGACUUUUGGUCAGUUUGGCUUCAUAUCGCGAACUGAUAUCGCCAACAUGCUUCAGGUGGACAUGAUCUUCCUCCUGCUCCUCACCGUCAUCCACAUGUGUGUGCACGGCCAGGACCAGGCUUCCAAAGUGGUGUCGGACCGCUACGCCGUCUUCUGGAACCGCACCAACCCCAAGUUUUACCGAGGGGAUUACCACAUUGACGUCUGCAUAAACGAUUACCUUGACGUGUACUGUCCGCAUUACAUCAGCCCGGUGUCGGAUGAGCGGGCCGAGCGCUACGUCCUGUACAUGGUGAACUACGAUGGCUACAGCUCCUGUGACCACACCGCCAAGGGCUUCAAACGAUGGGAGUGCAACAGGCCCUUGUCCUCGAACGGACCGCUCAAGUUUUCGGAAAAGUUCCAGCUCUUUACACCAUUCUCAUUGGGCUUUGAGUUUCGUCCUGGCAGAGAGUACUACUACAUCUCUUCCCUCACUGACGCCAAAGGACGAAGGAGCUGCCUUCGACUCAAAGUCUUUGUUCGGCCACAAAACAAUUGUGCGCGAAACUCUGGAAAUGUACAGGAAGGGCUCGACUUUGACGACAAUAGUCACAACAGUCUAGAACCCAGAGAUGACAUCAGCCACGAGUCGCCCGAGCCUUCUCGAAGGGACGUGAACUCCUCCACCCGGUGCCGCGGUUCCCUCCUCCUGCUUAGCACCGCCUUCAUACUCCUGGCUGCCAUCGUGUCCUCAUAGCGCCUCAUGCUGACGAACGGGACUUGUCCUGAUUGGACCACAGGCUGCAAAAGGAGCACUUUUUUUUUUAUAUAGAAUAAAAAAAUAAAUAAGGACUGACUCUUUCUCUCGGUGAAAGCGAAAGGGUCCUCGGAAGUACUCACUGGUCCUUCUUGGCGGAUGGAGAGUCUCGUACGACUUAAAUAUUAGACUUGACACACACACAACAUGGGUGUGUUCGCUCUCCCGAAGAAGCGCUGCAGGAUUCCUCGACGUUUACAGACAUUGUUGUUGUUUUUUGAGUCCCGCAAUAUAAGACGUCAUCACAUCUCAUGUCGGGAGAUCUGGCCUCUCAGGUGACAAAAGGAGUCGGAUUCAGUCGGACUGCCAGGGACCCUCGUUUUUCGAAUUUAUUGUAACAUUUAAAGAAGCACUCAACGGAUUUAUUGAUGUUGUAUUCUUUUUUUCUUUUCUUUUUUUGUACUUCAAGUGUAGCAGCCAACAUGGGUGUACAGCGAGAUACUUCAAUGACACUUUUUUUUUGUGGGUUUUUUUUCGGUCGCAGCAACAUGUUUUUAUUUAUUAUCUUGUGCUUAAAAGCAAUAAACACACAUGCACAGUGAUAACACAUUCAAAACAAUCAUUCAAGAAUGCUUAGUUAGUCGGUGAACGUUUGAAUCUAAAUGUUUUGGUUAUUGUUUAAAAAAAAAAAAGUGUUCAGGAAUGAAGAAAAAAAAAGAUUCUGAUGUGUUAUCAGGGUAUAGAAAAAUAGCGAAAGUUGUGUUUCAAACGUGUUAUUGAUAAAUGUCACAGUUACCAGUUU
This is a messenger RNA of Entelurus aequoreus (snake pipefish), 1967 nucleotides long. RefSeq names its product ephrin-A5b-like. Gene Ontology annotation, biological process: ephrin receptor signaling pathway; regulation of cell-cell adhesion; axon guidance. Lineage: Eukaryota; Metazoa; Chordata; Actinopteri; Syngnathiformes; Syngnathidae. The record is from RefSeq and is a predicted model, not a curated record. Gene Ontology annotation, molecular function: ephrin receptor binding. The transcript has 5 exons. Gene Ontology annotation, cellular component: external side of plasma membrane; plasma membrane. Bases 473 to 1165 code for a protein of 230 amino acids.